GCGCGCGCUCUUCUUCGUCUGGGACUUCGGUCUAUGUCCAGGGGACGAGCGGUGAAGACCUUCUGUGUGCGCUGGGCGGUGCGAGGACUCGCGAGCCGGAGGGCCUGGCGCGUUCCGAAGGUCCAGCCCGCCUUAGCCCGGGAGCGUGGGGGCGGCACGUGCAAAGGUCCGGGGGCACACGUGUGUCCCGCGCGGGAUUGCUGGGCGCAGAGGCUGCAAGGGCCGGCGGCCGGGCGGGUGGCGGGAGCGAUGGCGCCCCUUGGGGAAGGGAGCGAUGACCCUGUGCUGCCAGACCUGCCCCGGGGGCCCCUGCAUGCGGCCCGCGCCCGCGCCUCCUUCCCCUGGAAGGAACUGGCGCUGUUCUGGGAAGGGCCGGACAUGCUGCGCUUCAAGAAAAACAUCUUCUCGGCGCUGGAGAACGACCCCCUCUUCGCCCAUCCCCCCGGCAGUCUCUCGCUGGAGAAGUACCGGGAGCUGAACUUCCUGCGCUGCAAGCGGGUCUUCGAAUACGACUUCCUCCGCGUGGAGGACUUGCUGGGGAACCCGCUGAGGGUCCUGGCGCUGAUCCAGUGCCUGGGCAUGUACGACUGGUCCCUGGCCACCAAGUUCUUCCUGCACACGCUGACCUUUGGAUCAGCGAUCUACAGCUCUGGUUCUGAAAGGCAUUUCAAAUAUCUUCCAAAGAUCUUCAAUAUGGAGAUUUUUGGAUGUUUUGCUCUGACUGAAGUGAGUCACGGGAGUAAUACCAAGGCCAUGCGGACGACCGCACACUACGACCCCACCACUGAGGAGCUCAUCAUACAUUCCCCUGAUUUCGAAGCCGCCAAGUUCUGGGUUGGCAAUCUGGGCAAGACGGCUACGCACGCGGUGGUGUUUGCCCAGCUGUACACGCCGGGGGGCCAGUGCCACGGGCUGCACCCCUUCGUCGUGCAGAUUCGGGACCCGAAGACCCUUCUUCCCAUGCCAGGGGUGAUGGUUGGCGACAUCGGAAGGAAGCUUGGACAGAACGGUCUGGACAACGGAUUUGCCAUGUUCCACAAAGUCAGGAUUCCUCGCCAGGACCUGCUGAACCGCUCAGGAGAUAUCACCCCCGAGGGCACCUACGUCACCCAUGUUAAGGACGCCAGGCAGCACUUCAGCGAGUCCCUGGGCAGCCUGUCCUCCGGCCGGGUCGCCAUCGCGGGCAUGUCCGUCGUGAACCUAAAGCUGGCCGUGUCCAUAGCUCUGCGUUUCUCAGCCACCAGGCGUCAGUUUGGACCAACAGACGAGGAGGAAGUACCGGUGCUGGAGUAUCCGAUGCAGCAAUGGCGUUUACUUCCGUACCUGGCCGCGGCCUAUGCCUUGGACCACUUUUCCAAAUCUCUCUUCCUGGAUCUGGUGGAGCUUCAGCAAGGCCUUCUGGGGAAAGACCGGAGCGCCAGGCAGGCAGAGCUGGGACACGAGAUCCACGCCUUGGCGUCGGCCGGCAAGCCCCUGGCCUCGUGGACGGCCCAGCGCGGAAUCCAGGAGUGCCGGGAGGCGUGCGGAGGACACGGCUAUCUGGCCAUGAACCGUCUGGGAGACCUCAGAGAUGACAAUGACCCGAACUGCACAUACGAAGGCGACAACAACGUCUUGCUGCAGCAGACCAGCAACUACCUGCUUGGCCUGCUGGUGCGCCGGGACCAAGACGGUGCCCGCAUUGAGAGCCCGCUGAAGACCGUGGACUUUCUGGAAGCCUAUCCCAACCUCCUUGGCCACGGGUUCGAGGGUUCCAGCCCUGAGGACUGCUUGGACUCCUCAGUCCCGCUGGCGGCAUACGAGUGGUUGGUCUGUUACCUGCUCCGCGAGAGUUAUCAGAAAUUAAAUCAAGAGAAACAAUCGGGAAGCAACGACUUUGAAGCAAGAAACAACUGUCAGGUGUACUGCUGCCGCCCCUUGGCCCUGGCAUUCCUGGAGCUCACGGUCGUGCGGAGGUUCCACGAGCACGUGCACCAGCCCGACGUGCCACCCCCGCUGCGGGCUGUGCUUGGGCGGCUCAGCGCUCUCUAUGCCCUGUGGUCCCUGAACCAGCACACGGCCCUGCUCUACCGAGGUGGCUACUUUUCUGGUGAACAAGCAGGUAAAACGGUAGAGAACGCCAUCCUGGCCCUGUGUGCCCAGCUGAAAGACGAUGCUGUUGCCCUGGUUGAUGUGAUCGCCCCUCCUGACUCCAUCCUGAACUCACCGAUCGGCAGAGCUGACGGCGAGCUCUAUAAGAACCUCUGGAGCGCUGUGCUUCAGCAAAGCAAGGUGCUAGAGAGGGCCUCGUGGUGGUCGGAAUUCUCCGCCAACAAGCCCGUCCUAGGAAGCUUGAAAUCCAAGCUGUAGUCGCACUGGCUGACCAUGAUGAAGCCGUGAAGACGUGGACCUCGAGUUCAAGUUCUGGAGGCCCCAGAGACGGCUGCCGCUCUCCGAACCCACAGCUCUGCCCUUGCCCGGCUGCUCCUCCCGUGGAGCCCAAGGCGGGCCUGGCUCAUCCUGGCCUGCCCCCCACCCCGAGUCCCAGCAGGACGGGUAACGCCUGAAGGGCAGGGCUGAUUUGCUGGGUGAAAAGAAAACCUGUAAGAUCAUUUCUUCCUGAUGGACUGAGCACUUUUUGAUAAUUAGAGCUUUGUACGUUCUAUUUUCAUAUGCUGAUUGUGAAACUGGUCGUUGGUGAUUCGGGUCGGGCAAUAUUCUACCUUCAUCUGAGACUUCUUACAAGGCUGUGCUUGUAACACUACACCCUGUACGAUGCCAGUCUGAUUCUUCGUUCACUCUGGUUUGACUUUCUCAUGUAAUUAAAUUAUAACCUUACUCAUUUGCACCAUGGACCACCCGAAUGACAUAGUUGAAGAUUUUGCAGGAAAAGAAUAUCAGUUUUAUUACUUUGUUGUGUGGAACUGGAAGCUUCCAUCAAAGAAAUGUUUCCAAAGGAAAAAAAAAUGCAUAAUGAUU
This is a messenger RNA of Orcinus orca (killer whale), 2958 nucleotides long. RefSeq names its product acyl-CoA oxidase 3, pristanoyl (gene ACOX3). The record is from RefSeq and is a predicted model, not a curated record. Gene Ontology annotation, cellular component: peroxisome. Gene Ontology annotation, molecular function: fatty acid binding; FAD binding; pristanoyl-CoA oxidase activity. Gene Ontology annotation, biological process: fatty acid beta-oxidation using acyl-CoA oxidase; lipid homeostasis. Lineage: Eukaryota; Metazoa; Chordata; Mammalia; Artiodactyla; Delphinidae. The coding region runs from base 34 to 2349 and encodes 771 amino acids. The transcript has 18 exons.